Molecule: messenger RNA, 14598 nt
Organism: Oryctolagus cuniculus (rabbit)
Lineage: Eukaryota; Metazoa; Chordata; Mammalia; Lagomorpha; Leporidae
Source: RefSeq, a predicted model, not a curated record
GAAAUGGAGGGAGAAGAGCCGAUGGCUUCCCGGGUCUCAGAACUGAGAGUUGCAGGUGCUGGCAUCUCUCAGAGCCAGGAGCUCGCCGGGUUAGGUGAAGGCAGUCGUGAUCCCGGCGCUGCCUCGGCCCUUUGUAGUCUUGAGGUUUUGAGCUGCCCCUCUUGCCUGAUGAGGAUGCGAGCAUUAAAAUGAAAAGAUGUCCUUGUACGACGAUCUAGGAGUGGAGACCAGUGACUCAAAAACAGAAGGCUGGUCCAAAAACUUCAAGCUUCUGCAGUCUCAGCUUCAAGUGAAGAAGGCAGCUCUCACUCAAGCAAAGAGCCAAAGAACAAAACAAAGUACAGUGCUUGCCCCAGUCAUUGACCUGAAGCGAGGUGGCUCCUCAGAUGAUCGUCAAAUUGUGGACACACCACCACAUGUAGCAGCUGGGUUAAAGGACCCUGUUCCCAGUGGAUUUUCUGCAGGAGAAGUUCUGAUUCCCUUAGCUGAUGAAUAUGAUCCCAUGUUUCCUAAUGAUUAUGAGAAAGUAGUGAAGCGCCAAAGAGAGGAACGACAGAGACAGCGGGAGCUGGAAAGGCAAAAGGAAAUAGAGGAAAGGGAAAAGAGGCGUAAAGAUAGACAUGAAGCUAGUGGGUUUUCAAGGCGACCUGACCCAGAUUCUGAUGAAGAUGAAGAUUAUGAGCGGGAGAGGAGGAAAAGAAGUAUGGGCGGUGCUGCCAUUGCCCCACCUACUUCUCUUGUAGAGAAAGACAAAGAAUUACCCCGAGAUUUUCCUUAUGAAGAAGACUCCAGACCUCGAUCCCAGUCUUCCAAAGCUGCCAUUCCUCCCCCAGUGUAUGAAGAACAGGACAGACCGAGAUCUCCAACUGGGCCUAGCAACUCUUUCCUUGCUAACAUGGGUGGCACGGUAGCACAUAAGAUCAUGCAGAAGUACGGCUUCCGGGAAGGCCAGGGUCUGGGAAAACAUGAGCAGGGACUGAGCACUGCGUUGUCAGUGGAGAAGACCAGCAAGCGGGGCGGCAAAAUAAUUGUGGGUGACGCGAUGGAGAAGGGUGAAUCUCAGGAUGCAUCUAAGAAGUCGGAUUCAAAUCCAUUGACUGAAAUACUUAAGUGUCCCACUAAAGUCGUCCUACUAAGGAACAUGGUUGGUGCAGGAGAGGUAGAUGAAGACUUGGAAGUUGAAACCAAGGAAGAAUGUGAAAAAUAUGGCAAAGUUGGAAAAUGUGUGAUAUUUGAAAUUCCUGGUGCCCCUGAUGAUGAAGCAGUACGAAUAUUUUUAGAAUUUGAGAGAGUUGAGUCAGCAAUCAAAGCUGUUGUUGAUCUGAAUGGGAGGUAUUUUGGUGGACGUGUGGUAAAAGCAUGUUUCUACAAUUUGGAUAAAUUUAGGGUUUUGGAUUUGGCAGAGCAGGUUUGACUUUAAGAACUAGAGUGCAAGUCAUCUCCAGUGAUCCUUAAAUUAACUGCAGACUGAGCAGAGGAGAAGGAAUGGUAAAAGCCUUCGUGACUGUUGAUACUGAGACUCUUGGAAGGACUUCUAAGAUAUAUGUUGGUUUAUCCCUUUUUUAUCUUGUGGCUUUUUAAUAUAGCAUAAAAAUCCUUUUAAAAAAAACAACAAUUGUGUGCCUCUCUGAUUGUUCCUCUUUUUUAUUACUACUUCUGAGUUCAUUACUCUUGCUAGAAUUUCAUGGUAAUUUUCAAGUGCUUUGAUGAUGCAGCAUAUCUUGCACUAAAAAAACUAGGGCGUUUUGGGACGUGGGGUUGUAUUAAAUUAUCCUUUGUUUUUCUUUCUCCCCUUUCCCUUUUUAAUAAAGCCUAGAAGUUAUUAAACUAGUUCAUAAAUUCUGUAAUAAAGUAGCAUCUUGGCAGUCUGCCAGAGAUGAAAAUGUCUGCUUUCUCUAACAGAGAAAUUCUUUUCAGUGACUCCAGUCAUAGAAAAAACUCUGCAGCCUGAGCUAAGAAUAGUGAGCCAGCCAUGACCUAUUUGGAUGAAUAAUUUGUCAUUCAGCUAAGUCAGACUGUAGGGUUUGUAGUGGAUUUAUGGAACGUGUGGGUAUAGAAAUCAUGAAUCACUUGUUUUCAGAGAUUCAAGCUUAGUCUUUAGGGUAGAUCAGAAAUGACAAAUUAAUUCAGAACCUAACUGUUAAGUUGAAAAUAUGUACCCAAUUAUGUUUGGGUAAUGGCAAUUCUAUGGGGUCUUGUUUCUAUUGGCCAAAAUCCAGCAAUGUUAAUUCUAUUAUAUGUAAUUUUAAAAUUUAUAAAACUCAACCCUUUCAUCUACUUUAGAAUUGUACUGCAAAUUAAUAUGGUUUCUGGAAAUGUGAAAAGUUGUACCACUGAAGUGCAUUGAUAAAUGGGGCUAAAAAUUUAGCAGGGCAACACAAAAAAAUAUUCAUUGCUGAAGUUCAUUGCCAGAGCAAUGGAUGUUUCCAAAAAAAUAUUCAAGCUUAUGAUCUGUUCCUUGCUUUUCCCAAAUAUUGCAUGUGACUUUCUUUGAAGUGGCAACUGAGGGACCCGAACCUCUGUUGUCUCUGUAGGUUGUUAUGACAUGAACGUGCACUGUGACCCUUGGGGGGAAAGCUCAACAUUGUUUGCAUCCAUGGACUUGGUUUGGAGACAGGAAUAUUUUGACCCUUUUUACAAAAGGAUUUUCUCAUGUUUUUAUUUAACAUAAGUAAAGAAAUAACAUUUUAUCUUUGGUGGUAUUAUUUUAAAUAAAAUUAGGACUGGAGUUCUGUGAUAAAAGUGCUGUUAAAUAAGGUAAGUUGAGUUAGAGAAUAUAAGAUACAAAGAACUGCAUAAGUGGAUGUUUAACAGGACCAUAAGAAUUCAAAGCAGUCAUGAAACUGCCCUGUUCUACCUGUGGGAUUAGGUGGAUGAAUAUAAAGACCAUGUUUGAACUUACAGGUAUCUAAAUGCCAUAUAUUAUGAUAUAGUUUAAUUUGUAUAUCUUUCUGCCCAGUCUCUUUAAUUACUACUUUAUAAAUUAUCCACAUCUUACUUAGUCAUUUAGUACAUUAUAUGUCAUGAGUUUCUGGCAUAGGGAUCCAACUUCUACAUCUGCAAAUGAACCUUGAGAAAUUUGAAAUUUUCAGUGGUAACUAAAAUUCAAAUUAAUUUCAACACAACAGUUUUAAUAUAAGCUACCACAUAACUAGCCGAGUUCACUGUGGUAGGCAUUUGUCAUUCUUUGUGCCCCAUCAGUGAAUUUUUAAUAUUUAUUUGAAAGGCAGAAUUAGAGAAGAGGCAGAGAUCUUCUGUCUGCUAAUUCACUCACCAAAUGGCUGCAACAGCCAGGGCUGGGCCAGGCUGAAGCCAGGAGCCUGGAACUCCAUCCAGAUCUCCCACGUGGGUGGCAGGGGCCCAAGUACUUUAGUUAUAUUCCACUGCUUUCCCAGGAACAUUAGAAGGGAGCUGGAUCAGAAGUGGAGCAGCUGAGAUUCGAACAUGAGAUGCUGGUGUUUCAAGCAGCAGCUUAACUUUCUGCACCACAAUGCUAGCCCAUCCCCAUAACUUUUUUUGUUUGUUUGUUUAAUAUUUAUUUGACAGGCAGAGUUAGAGGUCUUCUAUCCACUGGUUCAUUCCCCAGAUGGCCACAAUGGCCAAAGCUGUGCCUAUCCAAGGCCAGGAGCUUCUUCUGGGUCUCCCACACGAGUGCAGGGGUCAAGGGACUUGGGCCAUCAUCUUCUGCUUUCUCAGGCCAUAGCAGAGAGCUGGAUUCCAAGUGGAGUAGCCAGGACUUGAACCCGUGUCCAUAUGGGAUGCCAGCACUGCAGUCGACAGCUUAACCGGCUAUGCCACAGCACUGUCCCCCCCCCCCCAUAAUAUUUUUGAAGCAUCAAUGAUUUUAUCAUUCCCCACCCAAACUCCAGUAUAAGUUUGAUAUUUAUUAAAUUUUAGAAAAUUUGAUUCUCUGAUAUUCUGUUCAACCUGAUGUUAGUGCCUCAAACCAUAUCCUAUUCGGAUAUGUUGUAACAAGUUAGCAUAAAUUUAUUUUGGUGCAAUAAUUUUGAGAUCCAUGUAAAUAUUUUUAUAAUCAUACAUUUUUCAAGCUUUUGAAGAUUCCUCCUAACUGGGCAAUGAGAAUGCUAAGAACUGCUGGUUAUUCCUUAGGCACCUGUAGUGUUGAAUCCAGACGAAACAGUUCAGAUCUUAGUUUACCACUUAACUGUGUGCCCAAUUACCUCACUUGAAAAUUCAAAUCAUGCCUACUUGGGAUUGUUAGGAUUAAAUGAAUCAUAUGUUGUCUGCCAUAAACUCUUUCAGCUGCUAUAGCAAAACGCCAUAAACUCAGUCUCUUACAAAUAAGAGACAUUUAUUUCUUUGAGUUCCAGAACAUGAGAAGUACAAGAUCAAGGCAAGAGCAGUGUCAGUUUUAUCUGGUUCAUAGAUGACCAUCUUCUCCUUAAGUUUGUAAUAUAUUUACUUGUGUUUGUCACAUUCUUCAUUGCAUCAGGAUCCUGCAGCCUCCUAAAUGAUUUUUUAAUUUAUCUAUAUGAAGGUUAUUUUGGGUGUACUGCAAACUUUUAAAGAGUUUUGGCAUGUUGAACAUCUGUGUUCACUAUUACAAUAUCAUACAGAAUAGUUUCACUCCCCUUAAAAUAACAGUCCUCUGUGCUUUACCUAUGUAUUCAAUUCUCACCCCACCUCCAUCCCUGGCAACUACUUUUCCAGAAUCUCAUACUACUGGAGCCAUGCUAUAUGCAGUUUGUUGUUUUUUUACAGUGGCUUUUUUUCACCUAGUAAUGGUGCAUUUAAUUAAAAUUCAUCCAUAUCUUUUUGUGGCUCGGUAGCUAGCUCAGUUUUUUUUUUUUUUUAAUCAGUGAAUAAUGCUUUAUUGUGUCGAUGUACCAGUUUGUUCAUUCAUCUAUUGAAGAACAUUGUGGUUACUUCUAGGCUGUGGCAGUUAUGAAUAAAACUGCUAUAAACAUCCAUGUGGAGGUUUUUUGUGGACAUUAGUUGUGUAAACAUGAAGGAGUGUGGUCGCUGGCUUGCAUGGAAACCCUUGUCUUUUCCAUAUUUGCAGACUCUCCCUGUACUGGCAUGUAAUAAACAUGCUCAAAUUUCUCCCUCUUUAGAGAAGAAAAAAAAAGGUCAAGCCCUUGAAUAUUUAGGUCACCUGCUACUCCCCCAUGUCUAUUUUCAUAGCCAGGCUUCCUACCACCAUGCUCAGAUUAGCUCUUGCAUUCAGCCUGCACUCGCGGAGUGAAGAGUAUAUUUGAUCACAAAUUAGACCUCUCCUUCCACUAGGCCCCGUUAAUUGCAGUUGGAGAUCAAUGUGGCCCAUAUAUAAUGGACCCUCGUUACUUUGUUCUUCUCAGCUGUUUAUGGUGUUUGACACUAAGCCACUGCCUCCUUGAGGACUGAGAGAGAUCACUGUUCCCUCUGGUGUUUCCCUUUAUUAUUGCUCACUCUUCCUCACUCUCCAGCUGUUUACCCUGACCUUAAGCUUCCUCUCUGACCAAUACAGCUCUUGAUCUUGCCAGUCUUCAUUAGGAAACUUGGAAUCUAUAACCAACUGCCUACUAGGUAGAUACCAUCACUUGAGUUGAAACACGUGUUCCAAACUUAAUUAUUUUUCCCUUUGAAACCCCCUGCUACUAAAUUUCUAGUUUGGAGAGAAGCAUUACCUAUUAAUGCAUCCAAGUCAGAAACUAGGAACUGUUCCUCCCUUUUGUAUUCCAACCCAUUUCUUUUCCAUCUUAUGUAUUAGCCCAAUGGGAUUCUAUUAUCUCCCGUCCUCUUUAUAGACCCAUGGCUCCAGCUGAACUCUGUUGUUGCACUCUCAUUCCUCUGGUCUGCCAAGACAACACCCUAGCUGUUCAGGCUACUGUCUUAUAUAAAAAUCUUUGCAUCUCCACAGCAGGUCUAGAUUCGUGCUGGUAAGCUGAAGACUUCUUGGCCACUCUUGUGCACGUUCUUACUGCAUCACCUUAUGUUCCAGCAGGGGAGUCCCUGGCAUUCAUUUUUGCUCAUGUUCUCUCUGGAGAAUUGUCUCAGCCCUCCACUCGUCCAACAGUUAACCUUGUGCCUAGUAAGUGGCUCUUCAAGCUAGAUGUAUUAGCACCACAAGCCUUUGCAUGAAAAAUAGCAGUCUUCUAGUCUAUGUCCCCUGUGGUAACUACAUGUUAACUUUUUUACUUGGAUUCCUUCUCAACUCCACCUCUUUUUCUAAAGACAUCUUUUUUAAAGAUUUUAUUCAUUUCAGAGGCAGAUCUGUGCCUCUUGUUCACUUGUUCACUUCCCAAAUGCCCACAACAGCCAGGGUUGGGCCAGACCAAAACCAGGAUCCCAGAACUCAUUCUCCUGUGGGUUGCAGGGAUUCAACUACUUGAGCCAAUGCCUGCUGCCUCCCAAGGUGCACAUUAGCAAGAAGCUGGAAUCAAGCUUGGCUAGGACUUGAACCCAGGCACUCCAAUAUGAAAUGUGGGCAUUCCAAGUGGUGGCUUAACAGCUCUGCCAGAUACCCAUACAUCUUUACAAAGCUGCUUUUCUUCCUAGGUAGAUGUGUCAGAAUGGUCUGUACUAGUCCCUAAAUUUCCAUCCAGUACUCAACCCACUGUAACUCAGGGAGUAAAUAAAGAAGAUAACAUUGGCUCAAGGAAACAGAAGUCAAUGUAGGAGAGAAGGAAAGUAAUUCUCAAGAUGAUAAAUCAAGGAAGUCUUGGUCUGGUACUGUGCAGAGGCCUAGAGAACCCUCAGUGCAGAUGAGAACAGGAAGGUGGGACUUCGGGUAUUCCAUACUCUGACUCAAUUCAGGGAAAAUGUUAAGUUGUAUAAUAAUGAGAAUUAUGGUAUACAAUUAGCUUGGCUGAAAGUAACAUGUACAGUGUCAUAAAAGACUAAUUGCAAGCUUGUUUAUGAAUGUUGCUUUAUGACUGGAGAGAACUAAGGGAGGUGUUGGAAGUCUAAAGUCUUCAUUCUGUGCGUUUAGGAUGGACUCUUUCCAUCCAUCCUUCAUAUCCUUUGAUUCUGGAAGCUGUUCUUUAUUUCCUUGAUAAUUUCCUCCCCUUUAUUGUAUUUCUAUUUCUGGAAUUUUUGUUAGUCAAUUUAUUUCUGGAUUAGUCUUGUUCUCUCUUAUUGUCUGAUCCUCAGAGGUACUAAGAUAUGGAAGUGACUGAACCCUACACCAGAGCCUUAUGAGUCUGGAUUAUGUAAAUGAUGCUGUGUGUAGUGGUAGUAAAGUUUAAACAUUUAAAAUCUGUUGAACAAGAAUGAAUUUAAUAUAAAUGCAUGUAUUGACAAUAUGAGGAAAUCAAUGAUUUCUUUCUAAAGUAUAUUCCUCUUAGUACUAAGUAUUUGAAAAUUUUAAAGGUUGUUUUAGUAUGUAAUAUUUGUACAUUUUUAUGGGGUGCAGUGUAAUUUUUUUUUAAAGUCAUGGUUAAGGGCAUGGAUUUGGUGUCUCAGAGAGCUGUGUUCCACUCCUGACUCUCCAUGUUUUUGUUUGUUUUUAAAAUAUUUAUUUGAAAGAGUUACAUAGAGAGAUCUUCCAUCCAUUGGUUCACUCUCCAGAUGGCUGCAAUGGCCAGUGCUGGGCCAAACAGAAGCAGGGAGCUUCUUCCAGGUCUCCCAUGUGGGUGACAGGGGCUCAAGCACUUAGGUCGUCUUCUGCUUUCCUAGGCCCUUAGCAGGGGUACUGAUCAGAAGUGGAACAGCCAGGACAUGAACCAGCGCCCAUAUGGGAUGCCAGCAUUGAGGCUUUCUUUACCCUUUGUUCCACACCAGCCUCCAGUGUAAUAUCUCAACACACAGAAACAGCAUGAAAUGAUCAAGUUGGGUUACUCGCACUUCCAUUUCCUUAGCAAUACUCGUUUGGAACCUUCUAGGUUCUCCUAAUAAAAAUAUGUUGCUGUGAGCUAUAGUCACUCUCUUGUGCUGUGGAACAUUAGAACUUACUCCUUCUGUCUGUUUUGUUAGCCCAUUAUCUAGCUCCCUCCCUCCCCCGCUCCCUGCCCCCAAGCUCUGGUAAUCAUUCUACAUUCAGAUCAACUUUGUUUAACUUCCAUAUAUGACAGAGAACAUGUGAUAUUUGGCUUUCUGUGACUGACCAGUUUCAUCCAUUUUGCAGAAAGUGAUAGGAUUUUGUUUUUUCCGUGGCUAAAUAUUUCAUUAUGUAUGUAGACCAUCUGUAUUCACCCACUGAUGGACAUCGUUGAUUCUGUAUCAUUGCUGUUGUGAGUAGAGCUGUGAUAAACAUGGAGGUACAGGUGUCCUCUUUGAUAGGCUGAUUUCAUUUCCUUCAGAUACCUACCCAGAAGUGGGAUUAGCUGGGCCACAUAGGUGAGCUACUGUUAGAUUUUUGAGGAAGCUGCCUGCUGUUCUCCAUGGUGGUUGAAUUAAUUUGCAUUUCAGUCAACAGUGUGUGUAAGGGUUUCCUUUUCUCUGCAUCCUUGCCAGUGUUGUGGAUUUGGUUUUUUUUUGUUUGUUUUUUGUCUUUUUGGUAAUAACUACUGGAGUACUAUGAUACCUCAUUGUGAUUUUAGUUUGCACUUCUCUAAUUAUUGGUGAUAUUGAACAUUUUCUCGUAUAUUUUUUGGCCAUUUGUAGUUCUUUUUAGUCAGUACUCAAUUAUUAUGCUAGAGCUGUUAUUUGCUAAAUGAAGAGCAACACAUAGCCACUGUUCCAUGAAAUACUAAGCUCCCUUUGUUUUGGUUAUCAGACAUUCACAAAAUAGAAACCAUGUUUUUAAAAAAAGUAACCUAAAACUGUUCUUUUUUAAUCGUGAGAAGGGAAGGGAUUGGAGAAAUAUUUUUUGUGUAGAAUGCCUUGGGUUCAUGAAACAAUAAGUGAGACCGUGUUAUGUUAGUGUCCCUUUAAAAGAUACACAAUCUGCUGAUAUUAUAAAAUAUUCUCAGGGUACCAACGACUUCCUGGUUUGGUAACAACUGGGUCUUUUUCUUUAGUAACCACCUUUACUCCCCUCCUCUGUGCUUUCACAUGAUAUUAAAAGUGCUUCUUAUUAAAUCUCUAUCAUCCUCUCUUCCUGUUGUGUUUGACCCCACACAUCCUCCUGUCUGAGCUGAAGUUUUCAGUUUCUGAAAAACUAAGGUAGCAUCUGCUGUCCACCCAUGGAUAAGGUCUGUGACAAACCCAAGCGUGUGCCUGGCUUGCUGAAACCAGAUCUUACAGAAGGGAAGGAAAUGAGUUCAUAAGAAUGGCAUUGCUAAGGGGACUUGAUUACUGAUUUCUCAUAGAAAAACAAAAGGGACAAGUGAAAUCCAGUUCUAAUAAUUUGGCCAAAACAAAUAAAUGAAGACUUGCUUUGCAGAUACUUUGCAAGUAGUGUACUUAGGACAAGAUUAGGAACUGAAAAAAAAAUCACACUGAUGUUGAGUUGUUUCUGAUGUGAACUGAUUGUGGGUCAACAAAUCACCCUAGAUGAAAGUUUGUAUGAAUAUUUCAUGAAGGUCCAACUGCAUUAAGUUAUUCAAGCAAUUUUGCCUAAUUAUCAAAACUUGGGUUGGAAAGCUCAGGGUGGUGGUGGUUGGAAUUUUCAGCUUUUGAUCAACUUUAUAUCUGUAUGUAAUUAUAAAAUCAACCAAGUACUGAAAGAUUUGUAGUAAAUUGGAAUAGUGUUCUGCCACCAUCAUUCCUGUUCCCCGGGUAAAACUGUCUUUUUUAUUUACUUCCCUAUUUUAACUCACUUGCUUAUAAUGCCAUUUCUUGAUUUAUUAUUUUUUUGACAUUUUUCUAAUGAUUUUCUGUUAGAGGAGAGGAAGAUUUAGUUCUCUUAAGCAAGUGCAUUCCCCUUUUUUCUUCCUCUAUUCUAAUAUAUUCACAUCAAUAUUUUUUAUUAAAGACAUUGUCUCUGUUAACACUAUUGCAUAAAUAUUGUUUCACUUAUGAGCCAAUACUAUGUUUUAAAGGUUUGUUUAUUUAUUUAUUUGAAAGGCAGAGGCAGAGAGAGAGAGAGAGAGAGAGGUCUUCCAUCUGCUGGUUCACUCCCUGGAUGGCUGCAACGACCAGAGCUGGGCCGAUCCGAAGCCAGGAGCCAGGAGCUUCCUUCAAGUCUCCCAUGUAUUUGCAGGGCCCCAAGGACUUCAGCCAUCUUCUACUGCUUUCCCAGGCCAUAGCAGAGAGCUGGAUCAGAAGUGGAGCAGCGGGACUCAAACUGGCACCCAUAUGGGAUGCCAGCAUGCAGCACUAUGCCAUAGCGCUGUCACCUAUUUUCUUAUAUAACUGGAUUUUCCUAGAGUAGUUGUAACUGCCCAGUGCUUUAAAUAUUGUUUAGUUUAUGUAUUUAUCUUACAUUUUAAAAAGAUUUAUUUGAGAGGCAGAAUGACAGAGGGAGAGACAGAUCUUCAUCUGCUGGUUCACUGCCCUAACUGGCUGCCAUAGCCAGCUUUGGGCUAUCCUCCGCUGCCUUCCCAGGCACGUUAGCAGGAAGCUAGAUGGGAAGUGAAGCAGCCAGGACUCGAACCAGUACUCCAUUGUGGGAUGCUGGCAUUGCGAACAGCAAUUUAAACCCACUGUGCCACAAUGCUAGCUCCUUAAAUUUUUUUCUAAUUGUGUUUGAUUUUAUCUGCCAUUAUUUUUCUUUUCGGAAGACCAGGUAUGUUAGUUAAUCUUUUAGCUUUGUAUUUUUCCUCGAGACCUCUCUAGAGUCUGCAGGCCUGCUUCCCCAGUCUGGAUGGAUCUUUUGCUCAGUUUGCUGCCUUUUGCUAUCUUGAGUCUUCCUUUGGAUGUGUAUCUGGAACCCUUAUUUUUAGAAUCUUCCAUGGUCCCUGUGCUUGGCCCCUGUUCUUCCUUUAACAGACUCCUCCCAGGAAUUCCAUUAGGCUGCUUUUAGUUUUUGCAUGUCUGAAAAUGCCAUUAUUCUGUCCCCACUGUUGAAUUUUAUCCCAUGAUAUGUAUGACUGGGUUUCAGUUGCAUUCCAUCAGACUUCUCAGCUAUUACUCCAUUUCACUUUACUUCCAGCAGUUGAUGUUGAGGAGUCUAGUGCCAUCCUAAUUUUUCUUUAACAUGUCUCUUUCUCUCUGGAAACUUUGAAGGGAAAAAAAUCAUCUCCAGUGUUCAGAAAUGUAGUGAUCUGGUUGGCUCUUUCAGAAUAGUGACUUGUGUGUCAGACUGGGAAAUCAACCUUCUCUUACGUGUUAUGAUGAUUAUAAGCCUUGUUUGACUUUCCUAUGAUCUUUUUCUGGAACUUCAGUUAGAUACCGCCUCUUACAAAUUGAUCUUUCCCUAUCCUUAGUUCUCCCCCUAUUUUAUACUUCUUGGUUUUCCUUUUCUUAAACCUUUGUUGGAAUCUUUUUCUGAUAUACUCUUUUUUUUUUUUUAAUUUGUUUUUAUUUGAGAGGCAGAGACAGAACUCCCAUGCCUGGUUUCAUGAGUCAUAUGCCCACAAUGCACCCCAAUAGGGCCAGAAACAGGAACCAGGAGCACAAUGCAGAUUUCCCAUAUGGGUGGCAGGAACCCAAUUACUUAGCCAUCACCACUGCCUCCCACGAUCUGCAUUAGCAGGAAUGCUGGAGUCAGGAGUUGGAGGUAGUCCCAGGCACCCUGAUGUGGGACACAGGGUCCUUACCAAAGUCUUAACUGCUAGACCAAAUGCCUGCCCCUUCUUUUUUUUUUUUUUUUUUUUUUUUGACAGAAAAGUCCCUUUUCCGUUGGUUCACCCCCCAAUGGCUGCUGCAGCUGGCACAUGGUGCUGAUCCGAAGGCAGGAGCCAGGUGCUUCUCCUGGUCUCCCAUGCGGGUACAGGGCCCAAGCACUUGGGCCAUCCUCCACUGCACUCCCGGGCCACAGCAGAGAGCUGGACAGGAAGAGGAGCAACCGGGACAGAAUCUGGUGUCCUGACUGGGACUAGAAACGGGUGUGCCAGCGCCGCAGGCGGAGGAUUAACCUAUUGAGCCGUAGCGCUGGCCCUCUUUUUUUCUUUUCUUUUUUUUUUUUUUAACAUGGCAUUGGAUCUCUUUCUUCUGUACUUUAUCUCUUUGAAGAUAUUAAUGAAGUUAAUUUGGUUUAUUAUUUCCAAUAAAUAUUUAUUGUGCAGCUACCAUGCACCAGAGAGUGGUCUGAGAUACCCCAGUGACCAAGAUAAACAAAAGGCAGACCACCCCAACUGAACAGUUAUCAGUUGCCUGUCCUGGCACACUUUCACCUCCUUUUCCGUAGAAAUAGACCAUCAAGUUUCAGCUGGACACAAAGCUGUCUGUAAAAAGGACUGCAUCUGGGCUGGCAUUGUGUCAUAGCAGUUAAAGUGGCCUCUGUGAUGUUCACAUCCCAUAUAGGCACGAAUUUGUGUCCUGACUACUACACUUUGGUCCAGCUUCCUGCUAAUGGCCUGGGAAAAGCAGCAGAAGAUGGCUCAAGUGCUUGGGCGCCUCCCACCUAUCUGGGAAACCUGGAUUAAUCUCCUGGCUUCAUCCUGGCCCAACACUGGCCGUUACCACUAUCUGGGAAGUGGACCAAUGGAUGGAGGAUCUCUCCCUCCAAUGGCCGCCGUGGCUUUUUUUUUUUUUUUUUUUUUUUUUUGAUUUUUUGACAGGCAGAGUGGACAGUGAGAGAGACAGAGAGAAAGGUCUUCCUUUUUGCUGUUGGUUCACCCUCCAAUGGCCACCGCGGCUGGCGCACUGUGGCCGGCACACCGCGCUGAUCCGAUGGCAGGAGCCAAGUACUUCUCCUGGUCUCCCAUGGGGUGCAGGGCCCAAGCACUUGGGCCAUCCUCCACUGCACUCCCUGGCCACAGCAGAGAGCUGGCCUGGAAGAGGGGCAACCGGGACAGAAUCCGGCGCCCCAAAGAUCUCUCCCUCUCUCUAACUCUGACUUUUGAAAUAAGUAAAUAAAUCUUUAAAGAAAAAAAAAAGGCUCAUUCCCCAAUUAGUCUGCUGAGUGGUUAGCUGGACUCCCUCAUUUAACUCAGCAAGCUUUUCUUUUGGAAUUUGUUGAUUUCAGCCUGAGGUCUAGACUUCCCUCUCAGUUGGGUCUUGAGUUCUCAAACCCAGGGCUGCCCUAGUUUUCCUCCCUACGCUCUACAAGUACUCUGUGAUCUGAUACCUUAUUUCCUUCGUCCUCAUCUCACCACCGCCCCUCCCCUAUUCCUUAGUAAAUUGAGAACUUUUUCGCUUGCAGGAGAGGCUUUUCUUUGGCGUAGCUGAAUUGCAAGCACCACCACUCCUGCACUCUGGCCCUGUUAUUAAGUAAAAGUUACUUGAACACAAGCACUGUGACAUCAUGGCACAUAAAUGAUAAAUGAGGUGCCUACUAAGAGAGUAGCAGGAGGAUAGCACAUAGUGCAUGGAUCUGCCGCACCAAAGGAUGACUCAUCCCAGGGACAGCGUGGGUCACUGAGAUUUCUUCAUGCUGCUCUGAACAGAUGCAAUUUAAAACUUGGGAAUUAUGUCUAGAAUUUUCUGUUUAAUAUUUCUGGAUCGUGGUUGACUACAGGUCAGAAAUUGAAACUGUGGCUAGGGCGACUACUGUGUUAUUAAUCUCUUCUUGUAUUGAAUUUAUUUAUAAGUUAAUUUCUAGCAUAGGUAAUUAUGGAUAGGAAAUAACAUAGUAUAUAUAGGGCUUGGUAUUACCUGUGGUUUCAGGCCUCCACUGGGGACUCUUGGAACGUAUCUCCUACAGAUGAAGGGAGGAUUACUGUAUUUUAGUACACAUGUAUAUCUAAAACUUAGUGCGGGACAGGUGUUGUGGCACAGCAGGUUAAACCACUGCUUGGGACACCCACAUCCCAUGUCAGAGUGCCUGGGGUUAAGUCCCACCUCUGCUUCCUGUUGAGCUUCCUGCCAGUGCACCUGGGAGGCAGCAAUUGAUGGCCCAAGUACUUGGGGCCUUACCACCCAUGUGUGGUAAACCCAGUUGGAGUUCCUAGCUCCUGGCUUCAGCCUGGCCCAGUCCUGGCUGUUGUGGGCAUUUCGGGAGUAAAUCAGCGAGUAGAAGAUCUCUCAUUCUGCAUUUCAAUUAAUUAAAAAUGAAUAAACAUUAAAAAAUAAUGCCAUGUAGAAAGUCUGGUUACCAAAGCUAUUUUGAACUGGUCUGAAAUAUGUUCUUGGGGCCAGUGUUGUGGUUCAGCGGGUUAAGCUGCUGCCUGUGAUGCUGACAUCCCAUGUGAGCACCAGUUCAAUUCCUGGCUGCUCUGCUUCCUAUCCAGCUUCCUACUAAUACUCCUGGGAAAGCAGCAGAAGAUGGCUCAAGUACUUGGGCCCCCGCCAUCCACGUGGGAGACCCAAAUGGAGUUCCUGGCUCCUGGCCCAGACCUGACCAUUGGGGCCAUCUGGGGAAUGAAUCAGCAGAUGGAAAAUCUCUCUCUCUUACCCUCCCUCUCUCUGUGUCACUCUGUCUUUCCAAGGAAUAAAUCUUUUAAAAAAUAUAUAUAUUUUUUUAGUGAUAUAAAUACUUAAGUGACCUACCUUGAGAGCCAAAUGUCUCAAAUGAGAAUACUGAAAUCAUUAUAUUUUUCUCUGUACUUUUUUAUGAAUUUAGUUUUCCACUGCAUUGUAAAAAUGGGAAGUUAAAAAAAUAUUGUUAGUGGAUUUUGUCAGUGUUUAAAGCACCUAUGUUCAUCUUUGUAUUCAUAUACAUAAUUUAAAUUUUGUGACAUAAGCCUAUGAAACAAGUAGUUUUAAAAUUUAAAAUAAAAUUGCAAUGUUUUC